This is a messenger RNA of Parascedosporium putredinis, 1275 nucleotides long. The record is from the annotation of a GenBank genome assembly. NCBI's taxonomy places the organism in Eukaryota, Fungi, Ascomycota, Sordariomycetes, Microascales, Microascaceae.
AUGGCCUCAAACCCCGGGGAAGAGAAUGUUGCUACGCUCUAUGGUGAUAUCCACUACUUUUAUGGGCCCCCAACACAGAGUCCCCGGCAUCACCGGUUUGACAAAGGGUCUUAUGUCUAUUUAUUUGAGAGCGCCGCUGAGAAACGGGCGCGCAUCGAGAUCGCCAAUAAUGUAGGAACGGAUGAUCAAGACGCCUUUGAAGGAUAUUUAGAUAUGGCUCGGCUGCGAUACUCGUAUAAGCAGCACUGUGUAGUUUCAUUGACCGUCGAUGCCGAAGCGAACGACCCCAGCGAAUGGCACCUCGCCACAUACGACCCUCACAACGAGAACAAGUAUCACUACAAGCUUCACUCUCUGGACAUCUACUUCUGGACGCAGCGAGAUGCUUUGCAGUUUGUGAAUGGUAUCCGAAGGGCUCCCGCCGGGGCAGUCCAUCAACAAAUGUACCGACCUGAAGAAGGUGAGCCGGUGCCCAAGUUCGCGGCCGGGAAAUCAAAGCUAGAGGAGCAGACCGGUCGUCUCGAGCGCGGAGUUGGCGGGAUGUUCAAGAAGUUUGAAAAGAGGUUUGGCUACCACGAAAAUAGUGAUUAUUGUAUUGCUCGGGAUCGCUGGGGCAGUAUUAGUGAUAGCACGCGAGGGGAAAGAGAUGGUGUUGACGUUGUUGUGGAACUCCCGACGGAGGAGGAUCUCGAGGCACUCCGUGACAACGAGAUGGAGGCGAUGUACCACAUCCGGCAGGCGAGAAGACUAGAGAUUGAGGAGAGGGAGGAGCGCCGAAGGCUACGUCGCGAAGCCCGGAGGCGAAACGAUGUAGUCGCUCUAGAGGUUCUUCGAGCUCGUGGACGUGCUGCCAGCAACAACUCCGUUGUCGACGUUCUCCGCCAAGAUCAUGAGAGAAUACGCGACGAGCGCCAACGCACCGUCUCUAGUGUAUCAUAUGCAGAUUUAGGUGUCGCUCGUCACGAUGGCACAAGAAUAAGAGCCAACAGCACCGAGAGUGAGAGGGUCGGGCUCCUAUCUGACGCUGCAAGCAUUGCAGGCGAGCUCACAAACCGGGCUACGAGGAUGUCUCACUGGACACCCGCUCCGGCGGCACAACGCCGGUCGCAGAGUCCCCGCCCGGUUAUCCGGGUCACCUACCCCGCCCUCCGCCCAUUACCUCUCAGUCUGAAAAUCGAGUACAAGACGCUGCUUCUCGUGAGGGCGAACGAAGCGAUAGACGUAAUUCUCGUCGUGGUGUGGAUGGAGCACCACAACUACCAAGCCUUCGGCUAA